Molecule: messenger RNA, 3249 nt
Organism: Nerophis lumbriciformis (worm pipefish)
Lineage: Eukaryota; Metazoa; Chordata; Actinopteri; Syngnathiformes; Syngnathidae
Gene: plb1
Product: phospholipase B1
Biological process (GO): phospholipid metabolic process
Cellular component (GO): brush border membrane
Molecular function (GO): phosphatidylcholine lysophospholipase A1 activity; A2-type glycerophospholipase activity; retinyl-palmitate esterase activity
Source: RefSeq, a predicted model, not a curated record
AUGCAAGACAACGACCAGAUAGAAAGCUACAAGGCAUUUCUCUGCUCACCAUCACCACUUUCCUCACUCUCUACUCCCUCCUCAGUUCAUGCUGUCCAACCUGCAGAUAUCUCAGCGUUGUAUUCCCUGAGCACGUCGCUGUCUGGCAGGAGUUUGUUGCAAGAAGUGGAGGACCUGUCUUUAUCUCCGUCACAUCAGGCGUCGGACUGGAAGUUAGUGCUGCUGUUUGUCUCCACGGAUCACCUGAGCGCCUGCACACAACACGUUGAUUCUGAGGUCGGCGCCAUCACGCGGGAGGUGGAGGCGGCUCUCGGGAUUUUACAAGAACAGUUGCAUCACACUCUUGUUCAUGUUGUGGUGUGGCACUCAAGUCAACACAAGGACAACGCGAAACAACAAAAUGGUCGACUAUGUGAGGCCACGCUUGUGCAAAAGAUGCAGGAUUCUUUAGGUGGUGCGUUGGAACAUCCGAAGUGGCAGCAGUUGAACUUCAGCGCUCUGCUGCAGCCGCGACCUCUCAUCCUGGAGCACACCUCAGAGGACAUUUUGGCUGACGCAAGCAACCCGGCCGUGCAGCUGUGGACAAGCCUGCUUCAGGCCUCACGCAGUCCAUCACAGCUCAGCGCGUGUCCAACUCAAGAGCGACCUUAUUUGAGGACGCCGCUCAACUUGCUCGACAACAGACAGGAAGUGGAUAACCGCGGCGCUGCUUUGCAAACAGACCCGGUCAUGGGAAGUGAGAUACCUUGCACAGACCGUCGUCCAUCUCCAACAACACCAAAGUCAGUUCAUGACCUCCGACCCGCAGACAUCAAGGUGGUGGCAGCUGUGGGUGACUCUCUGACAGCAGGAAAUGGCGUUGGUGCGAAGUCUGACAAUCUUCUUCUGGUCAUCAACGAGUACAGAGGACUGUCAUGGAGCAUUGGUGGGGAUGAAAAUAUUACCACAGUCACCACUCUGCCAAACAUCCUAAAGGAGUUCAACCCUUCUCUGACGGGCUUCUCUCAAGGAAUAGGCAAGGCCGACUCUCCUGGAGCCUUCCUCAACCAGGCUGUAGCCGGGGCCACGAGUGGUGAUCUGGUGAAACAAGUGCGCGCCUUAGUGGCCAGGAUGAAAAAUGACGCGAGAAUUGAUUUCCACAACGACUGGAAAGUGAUCACCAUGUUCAUUGGCGGCAAUGACAUAUGUGACUUCUGCACGGACAGCGUGUUUUUCUCACCCAGGAAUGUGGCGGCCCGUAUCCGUCAAGCUCUGGAUAUACUCCACGAUGAAGUUCCACGUGCGCUGGUCAACCUGGUAGAGCUGUUGGACAUUAUACCGCUGCGUAAUCUGCAUAAAGAUAAUACUCUGGGCUGCCCCACCUGGUUUGUCAGAAUAGUUUGCCCCUGCGUACUGAAGCCAAAAGAUGGCUCGGUUGAACUCCAGAAGGUCAACGAGUACAGUAGAGCUUAUCAGCAUGCAAUGCGGGAGCUGGUGGACUCCGGGCGCUAUGACACACACGACAACUUCUCUGUAGUACUGCAGCCUUUCUACAGAGAAGUUUUCCUCCCUACUUUGCCGGACGGAAGGCCCGAUCGCUCCUACUUCACACCUGAUUGCUUUCACCUAAGCCAGAGAGCUCACACUCUGAUGGCGAGAGCUCUGUGGAACAACAUGCUGGAGCCGGUAGGAAACAAGACGUUCACGCAAGACUUCAUGGCCGGGAUUGAUUUAAAGUGUCCUUCUGAGGCUGCUCCAUUCUUCAGAACAGCUGCCAACAGCAACUACACUUUCCCAGGACCUACGCCGACUCCUCCUCCAGUGACCAAUUGGGGCAGCGACUUCUCUUGCCUCAACACGCAUCCAUCUGACCCUGUGCCCACGUCAGCUCACAGAGUGCGGCCAGCUGACAUCAAGGUGGCGGCCGCUUUGGGAGACUCGGUCACGGCCGGCUUUGGCGCGAAGGCAAAGAAUCUGCUCCAGCUUACAACGGAGUACCGAGGAGUGUCAUGGAGCAUUGGAGGAGAUCAAACCCUUGAGACUGUCACCACCUUAGCCAACAUCCUUAGGAAGUUUAAUCCCAACCUGAAAGGAGUAUCAAAGGGUCAAGGAAAGAGGAGGAGCGGCUUCAAUAUGUCUGUAGGGGGAGCCAAAGUGUCGGGAAUCCCAGCACAGGUCAGGCGCCUGAUUGACACGAUGAAAAACGACACUACUGUGGACUUUGCUAACGACUGGAAGCUGGUGACCCUGUUUAUUGGUGGCAAUGACCUGUGUCAGUACUGCAACGACCGGGCGUCCUUGUCACCUAAGAACUUCAGCUACCACUUGAUGAUGAGUUUGGAUAUGCUCUACAAAGAGGUUCCCAGGACCAUCGUCAACAUUCUGGAGAUUCUGCAGAUUGACGGCCUGCGUAGGGUGAAGAAGGAUAGCCUCGGGUGCAACGUGUUACAACAAUUGGGUUGUCCGUGCUUUAUGCUGCCCAGUGACGACUCUCUGGAGCUGCAUGAAGUCAAGAGGAUCAAUCGAGAAGUGCAGAUGGAGACGGAGAAUUUGGCCUCAAGCAGUCGCUAUGACAACAGGGAGGAUUUUGCCGUGGUGGUGCAGCCCUUUUUUAAAAACUCUAUCAUUCCUUUGAACGCUGAUGGCAGACCUGACGUCACCUACUUCUCUGUGGACUGUUUCCACUUCAGCGAGAGGGGGCACGCCGACAUGGCUGUGGCCAUGUGGAAUAAUAUGCUGGAGCCGGUGGGGAAAAAGCAGACGUAUAAUCUUUUCACAAACGCCAGAAAUAGAAUCAAGUGUCCCACAGAGGAGCAUCCUUACAUCUUCACAAAGGUCAACAGUUUGCCCAGUGUGGACACCAGCACCACAUCGCCACCAACUCACAGCACGCCCACCGCAGCCGCGCCACCAACUUGCCCCGAAGGUGUCCCGCUAUGGCUGGCUGCAGUGUUGGCUGUUUGCGGCCUCCUCCUGGGCUGGGGCCUCACCUGGCUGCUCUUCGCUUGCAAGGCCAAGAGGAGCAAGAUGAGGAUGAACGCGACAACAGUGGAGAUGAAGAGCGCCUUGUUUUAAAACAUGGAACAGUGGAGAUGAAGAACGCCUUGUUUUAAAACAUGGAACACCCCCCCCCACGAUGGGAAGUCACCUCUCCACACUACAAUCACAAUGAUCACCCUUUAAAAUGGCGCAUGAAUUUACUGUGGCUGUUUUUACUUGAUCUCAUGGAGAUAGUGCAGGUAUGCCGAGUCGUCAAAUUCAAGUACAAUA